This is a messenger RNA of Apis cerana (Asiatic honeybee), 3556 nucleotides long. RefSeq names its product Polycomb protein Su(z)12 (gene Su(z)12). The record is from RefSeq and is a predicted model, not a curated record. Gene Ontology annotation, cellular component: RSC-type complex; ESC/E(Z) complex; nucleus. Gene Ontology annotation, molecular function: chromatin DNA binding. NCBI's taxonomy places the organism in Eukaryota, Metazoa, Arthropoda, Insecta, Hymenoptera, Apidae.
CAUAAGGGUGCGCUUUAGUCGCAGGCUAAGCGCCGCAGAUUUCGCGCGGGGCGGGUGUUGUCAUUGGAUUUUUACGUGACAAAAGUGAAUUUUCGUAGAAAAUUUGACAACGAAUCGCGUGAAAAUGCCGCCGAAAAAGCGGGAAAAAGAAGUGGAUGGACAAAAAGGUCCUCGAAUGGAUCAAAUACAAGCAGACCAUGAGCUCUUCCUACAGGCCUUCGAAAAGCCAACCCAAAUUUAUCGAUUUCUUCGCACAAGAAACCAAAUUUCACCAAUAUUUCUAUAUAGAAAUUUAACUUACAUGAGGCAACGUAUGUCCAGAAGCCAUAAGUCUCGACGAGGAUUUAAAAUUGAUAUGAUAUUGGAAAAAUUAAUGUUGAAAAAUAAUCAAGAAGAAAACCCAGGUGUUCGUGGAUAUAUGACUCUUACUUUUCUAGGUUUUUAUGAUAAAAAAGUUGAAACACCUCAAGAUCCUGUAAAAGUGGAAACAUUAUUAUUGAAAAUAUGUCAUAAGAAACGAAAAGAUGUGAGUUCACCAAUUAUGCAGGUUUCUGUUGGUACAAGUGAAGUUCCAAUCAAUCCUUGUGAAAAUCAACCCCCUCCAAAAGCACCUACUAUAUCUAUACCUAAUGAAUCUUUCAGUUUAAAUAAUGGUCAUGUAGCAAAAACUUAUAUGCUUUUACUUAGAGUAUAUUGUACAUCCAGUACUGGCUGCCUUAUGCAUAACUGUGAUUUAGAUGAACCAGCUCAAAAGCGUCGUAAAUCCUCCACGGGUUCAAUUAAGUCUGGAGGAGAGGAAAUAAAAUUGUAUGGUUCUGAACUGAUAGUAUAUGAUAAGCACAACCGAUGUUUAUUAACUGAUGGAGAUUAUGAACUAGGUUUACAAGAAGUACAAACUAAUAUUCGAUCUAGCCCAAAGAAGCAUAGCUCUUGGGAGUCUGUACCUGACAUCAAAGAAUGUGGCCCUUUUGAAGUAUUUAGCAAAGGUCCAACGUUAAAAUUUAGGCUUAAUUGGACAACUGAACCAAGCAAUGGUUUAGUUGAUAGACCAGCUCCAAUUCAUCCAUUACCAAAUGGUGAUAAUAAGGAAAAUCGAUCAGGAAAUACUGGUCUAGAACGUUCUUCCACAAAUAAUAAUAAUAAUAAUAAUAAUAAUAAUAAUAAUAACAACAACAACAACAACAAUAAUAGUAAUAACAAUAACAACAACAAUAACUCUACACUGCCAACACCUAGUCCUCUUAAUUCUUCAAGAAUGACGACAUCUAGUGAAAAAACAGAUACUGUCAUGGGUACACAGCAAAUAGUUUAUCAGUUCCUGUAUAAUAAUAAUAGUCGGCAACAAACAGAAGCUUGUGAAGAUUUACAUUGUCCAUGGUGCUCAUUAGAUUGUGGAAAACUUUAUUCACUUUUAAAACACUUAAAAUUAUGCCAUUCGCGAUUUACAUUUACAUAUGUGCCAAUUCCACAAGGUGCUCGCAUAGAUGUAGCAAUAAAUGAAUGUUAUGAUGGCUCUUAUGCUGGUAGUCCUCAUGAAUUAAUUUCGCAACCAUCAAAUGUAGCAUUUUCAAGAACAGGACCGACAAGACGAACAAGUGUAACAAAUAUUUUAGUAUGUCGUCCAAAAAGAACUAAACCAAGUCUUUCUGAAUUUUUAGAACUCGAUGAAAAUGAAUAUGAAAGCCAGAGACCUUAUAUUACAGGGCAUAAUAGGUUGUAUCAUCAUACUGUUACAUGUUUACCUAUAUAUCCAAAAGAAAUGGAUAUUGAUUCUGAAGGAGAAAAUGAUCCAAAAUGGUUACAAACAAAAACAAGAAUGAUGAUUGAUGAUUUUACAGAUGUGAAUGAAGGAGAAAAAGAACUUAUGAAAAUGUGGAAUUUACAUGUCAUGAAAUAUGGAUAUGUAGGAGACUGCCAAAUACCAUUGGCUUGCCAAAUGUUUCUAGAAACUAAAGGAAAGGAAUUGCUCAUGAAAAAUUUAUAUCGUAAUUUUGUUUUACAUAUGUGUAGUUUGUUUGAUUUUGGUCUAAUUAGUCCUGUGGUUUUAUAUCAAACAAUACAAAAAUUACAAGAAAUCAUGAAAGAAGGAGGCGAAGAUAGUGAUAUUCGAAAAGUUUUACAAAAAUCUCAUGAAGCUCAAGUUGAAAAAUGGCUUAAUUCAGGCUGUCAUGCAUCUUUAGAUACUAAACAAAAUAAUACAAAUACUAAAGAAAAUUUAAAUAUUGAAGGAUUAAAUUCUAAUGGUAUAGAGUGAUGAGGAUUGACUUUUUUUAGAUACCACAAUAUAAAGUGUUCGCUUCGAUUCCGGUGACGAGGUUUUUAGGAAAAUUGAAGAUGAAAUGAUAAUUGAAAGAUGCAUUAUUUGUAAUCUUAAGAAGGAAAUAUUUUCCUUCAUUUGCGAAGUUAUGAAUAGUAGAAAAUUUGUUUGCAAAUUUGUUUCCUCGAAGGAAAAUAUCUAUCUUUAGAUAUUUGAACAUAUAAAGAAUAUAAUCCUAGUCACCGAAUCCUGAGCGUACUAGGUAACAUGAAGAACAAGAAUACGUAGAAGACGUCUGCCGCUUGUACUUGCUAUUACUCUAGUAGGUGUCGGAUAAGACUGACUUUAUUGGAAAAAAAAACCUCUUUUUAUACACGAACGGGUAACAGCAUUUGACCAAUCGAUAUGGUCAAAAUAUCGCGCGUUCGAGUGAGAUGAAUCGCUUUCGUCUCUCGUCUUUUACCCGCAUUCGUGCAGGCCGCGUCUUGUUCAACUGCUUAUUUCUACAUUUAUUUCUACAUAUAUGUAUAUACAUUUAAUUUAUUCAAUAAUAUAUGUUAAAUUUACAUAUAACUACAUUUUGAAGGAAAUCAAGGUCAUUGGAUAAAUAUUGUAUAUUCAUGAGAUAAUAGAUUAUUCUUUUACAUGAUAAAACAGUUGUACCUCCUAUGUAAUAUUAAUUUAAAUUAUAAUCUUAUAGAUUAAUGAAUAAAUUUAAUAUCUGAAGUUAAUACAAAACUGGGAAAAUUAGCACAUAAUCUCUUAAAAUAUGGGACCUUGAUAAAAUUACUUCAGAUAUUUCUUAUAAACUCAAUUUAAUAAACUGAGGCUGUAAAUUAUAGGUUUUACCCCAAAGUAAGGAAUGAACUGUUAUAAAAAAAGUGCCUUUGUAAAGCGAGAAAAUCUGAAUGUGAGAGUGACUUUCGCCAAUAUAUGACCUUUACAUUAAGUAUUUGUGCUCAUUUAUAAUGCGUUAAAUGUUUGUAUGUUUUUUUAUUUUUAGUAAAGAUUUCUUUGUCGAUUGUCAUUCUUUCAGAUAAACUUAUAGACGAAAUUUAGUAAGUUACAGUAAGUUUAUUCUCUGUGUAUAUAUAAUAUACACAAUUUUACUGCCGAUAAUCGUUCGAAGAAACAAUUACAUUCCCAAGAUAUUUCUAUAUGUAAAAUGAAAUCUUAUUCAAUUUUUAAGUAUUAAUUUCUAGUAAUGUUCUCUUCGAACGACUUAGAUCACUGUCCAUUAAUACUUAUGCUAGGUUGUAAAUAAAAAAUACAAUAAACAUAGAAAUAUUAUAAUUUAAA